Messenger RNA from Lolium rigidum, 3719 nucleotides. RefSeq names its product ABC transporter C family member 2-like. The record is from RefSeq and is a predicted model, not a curated record. Gene Ontology annotation, molecular function: ABC-type transporter activity; ATP binding; ATP hydrolysis activity. Gene Ontology annotation, biological process: transmembrane transport. NCBI's taxonomy places the organism in Eukaryota, Viridiplantae, Streptophyta, Magnoliopsida, Poales, Poaceae. Gene Ontology annotation, cellular component: membrane.
CGUGAUGAUGAACUGUCCUGGUUUCGCAGUGCUCAGUUGCUUGCCGCGCUGAAUAGCUUUAUCCUCAACAGUAUCCCUGUCGUUGUCACUGUGGUUUCAUUUGGUGUGUACUCUCUGUUGGGGGGUGACUUGACAGCAGCAAAGGCGUUCACCUCUCUUUCACUAUUUGCUGUUCUAAGGUUCCCACUUUUUAUGCUACCAAAUCUGAUAACUCAGGUUGUGAACUGUAAGGUUUCACUGAAACGGCUGGAAGAUCUCCUCUUGGCUGAUGAGAGAUUACUUCUGCCAAAUCCACCUAUUGAUCCUGAGCUUCCAGCAAUUUCUAUCAAGAAUGGAAAUUUUUCGUGGGAAUUGCAGGCUGAGAGACCAACAUUAUCAAAUGUCAAUCUGGAUGUGCCUGUUGGCAGUUUAGUUGCAAUAGUAGGAAGUACCGGGGAGGGGAAAACUUCACUUAUUUCUGCAAUGCUUGGGGAGAUAGCACCAGUAUCAGGAUCAGAUGCCUCGGUGGUCAUUCGUGGAUCGGUGGCUUAUGUUCCUCAAGUUUCAUGGAUCUUCAAUGCUACCGUCCGGGACAACAUAUUGUUUGGGGCUCCAUUCCAACCCCCACGUUACGAGAGAGCAAUAGAUGUCACUUCUUUACGACAUGACCUUGACCUGCUCCCAGGUGGUGAUCUCACAGAAAUUGGAGAAAGGGGAGUUAAUAUUAGUGGUGGGCAAAAGCAAAGAGUUUCAAUGGCAAGAGCUGUUUAUUCUGAUUCAGAUGUGUACAUAUUUGAUGAUCCACUGAGUGCAUUAGAUGCCCAUGUUGGUCGACAGGUAUUUGAUAAAUGUAUCAAAGAGGAACUACGACACAAAACUCGGGUCCUCGUUACCAAUCAGCUGCAUUUCCUGCCAUACGUGGAUAAAAUACUGCUAAUCCACGAUGGGGUAAUUAAAGAGGAAGGCACCUUUGAUGAACUUAGUAACACUGGGGAAUUCUUCAAGAAGCUGAUGGAAAAUGCUGGAAAGAUGGAGGAACAAACAGAAGAGAAACAAGAUGAAAGCAAACCAGUGGAUGACACAAAACAAACGCUAAAUGGGGACAUUGUAAUUGCUGAUGGUGGUCCGCAGAAGAGCCAGGACAGUUCCAGUAAAACCAAACAGGGGAAAUCUGUUCUUAUUAAGCAAGAGGAGCGUGAAACUGGAGUUGUCAGCACAAAGGUUCUUUCACGCUACAAAAAUGCAAUGGGAGGGAUUUGGGCCGUGGCCGCUCUUUUGUGCUAUACAUUGACUGAAACUCUGCGCAUUUCAAGUAGCACAUGGUUGAGCAUUUGGACUGAGCAGGGUCCUUUGAAAAUUCAUGGCCCUGGAUACUACAAUUUAAUUUAUGGCAUUCUUUCUUUUGGGCAGGUUCUAAUCACUCUUACGAAUUCUUACUGGCUAAUCAUGUCAAGUCUUCGAGCAGCGAAGAGAUUGCAUGACUCCAUGCUCCGGUCUAUAUUAAGAGCUCCCAUGGUAUUUUUCCAUACCAAUCCACUUGGACGUAUCAUCAACAGAUUUUCAAAGGAUUUGGGUGACAUAGACCGGAAUCUUGCUGUCUUUGUCAACAUGUUUAUGGCACAAAUAUCUCAGUUGCUCUCAACAUUUGUUCUCAUCGGUGUUGUCAGCACCAUGUCCCUUUGGGCUAUCAUGCCACUUCUGAUUUUAUUUUAUGCAGCCUACCUCUAUUACCAGGCGACAUCUCGUGAGGUAAAGCGUAUGGAUUCCAUUACUAGGUCUCCUGUGUAUGCUCAGUUUUCAGAGGCACUGAAUGGUCUGUCCACAAUCCGUGCCUAUAAAGCUUAUGAUAGAAUGUCAAACAUCAAUGGGAAAUCAAUGGACAACAACAUCAGGUUCACACUUGUGAACAUGAGUUCAAAUAGAUGGUUAGCCAUUCGGCUGGAAACAUUGGGAGGUAUCAUGAUAUGGUUCACAGCAACAUUUGCUGUCAUGCAAAACCAACGAGCAGAGAAUCAGAAGGCCUUUGCUUCCACAAUGGGUCUUCUUCUUACGUAUACUCUCAAUAUAACCAAUUUGCUCACAGCUGUUCUUCGUCUUGCUAGUCUAGCUGAAAAUAGUAUGAAUGCUGUUGAACGUGUGGGAACAUACAUUGAGUUACCUUCUGAGGCUCCUCCUGUCAUUGAGGAUAACAGGCCACCUCCUGGUUGGCCAUCCUCUGGUAUCAUCAAGUUUGAAGAUGUUGUGCUUCGGUACCGACCAGAACUUCCUCCUGUUCUUCAUGGAAUAUCAUUCAUUAUUAAUGGAAGUGAGAAGGUAGGAAUCGUUGGCAGAACAGGUGCUGGUAAAUCUAGCAUGCUUAAUGCAUUGUUUCGUAUUGUGGAACUGGAACGAGGGAGAAUAUUGGUUGAUGGCUGUGACACUUCUAAGUUUGGAAUUUGGGACCUGCGGAAAGUUUUAGGAAUAAUACCACAGGCACCAGUCCUGUUUUCAGGUUCUAUUCGCUUUAAUCUGGAUCCGUUUGGUGAGCAUAACGAUGCUGAUCUAUGGGAGGCUCUUGAAAGGGCUCAUCUAAAGGAUGUCAUAAGGAGGAAUGCUCUAGGACUAGAUGCUGAGGUUUCUGAGGCUGGUGAAAACUUUAGCGUUGGGCAGCGACAGCUGCUGAGUUUAGCUCGUGCAUUGCUACGAAGGGCGAAGAUACUUGUUCUGGAUGAGGCAACAGCAGCAGUUGAUGUUCGAACUGAUGCUCUUAUACAGAAGACAAUCAGAGAAGAAUUCAAGAGUUGCACAAUGUUAAUAAUUGCUCAUCGCUUGAACACCGUGAUUGACUGUGACAGGUUGCUUAUUCUGAGUUCUGGGCAGAUUCAGGAAUUUGACACUCCUGAGCAUCUUCUGAGCAAUGAUGAAGGUGCUUUCUCCAAGAUGGUUCAGAGUACAGGGCCUAGCAACGCGGAAUAUCUCAAGAGUCUCGUACUUGGGGAUGGUGAGGAGAGGAUGCGGAGGGAAGAAAGCAAGUUGCAGGAUAUUCAGAGGAAAUGGGUCGCAUCUAACCGAUGGGCUGUUGCUGCGCAGUUUGCGCUUGCUGCUAGCCUUGCGUCAUCACACAGUGACCUUCUCUCACUGGAGGCCGCUGAGGGAAACAACAUCCUGAGGAAAACGAAGGAGGCAGUAAUCACCCUGCAGAGCGUCCUUGAAGGGAAGCACAACACUGAAAUCGAGGAAUCACUCACUCAGUUUGAGGUUCCACCUGAUAGGUGGUGGUCGUCACUUUACAAAGUCAUCGAAGGCCUUUCCACGAUGAGCAAACUGGGUCGCAACCGUCUACGGCAACCUGGGUAUAGUUUUGAAACCCACGGCGCUAUUGACUGGGAUCAGAUUUAGAUGUAGAACACCGCAGUGCAGCACGGCUGAAUCCCUGGGACCGCAUCGGCGAGUAGGCUGGAGAUGCAGUUAAACACGGCCUGUUUAAUUAAUAGUCUUUGUACAUUGUGGCACUGAGUGUGGGAGUCAGAAAUCGAUCAGUAGAAGAUCCGUCCUCACGCCUAUCUGAAGGCGAAUAACAAAGGGGAUUUAGCAGCCGGACGGCAAUUCCUGUACUGAUGUUUACAAGGUUUUUCGAUUUCUUGCGCACAAUCUCGACAGUCUGAAAUUUUGAUAAUUUUGUGGCAAUGGAAGUGUAUGUGGAUUCAUAUAUUCUGCUGAUCAUAUUAUUUUUGUAAGACGACAGAGUUUGUCUUUGUUCA